This is a messenger RNA of Diospyros lotus (date-plum), 1582 nucleotides long. RefSeq names its product thaumatin-like protein 1b. The record is from RefSeq and is a predicted model, not a curated record. Gene Ontology annotation, biological process: defense response. Lineage: Eukaryota; Viridiplantae; Streptophyta; Magnoliopsida; Ericales; Ebenaceae. Bases 90 to 1061 code for a protein of 323 amino acids. The transcript has 3 exons. Gene Ontology annotation, cellular component: extracellular region.
AGUAGGAUUACUCUCUAUAUAUAUACCCCCUCGUCCACAAUUAUUCCCGGAAAUCAGCGUCUUAGACUCCUUGUAUACAUAUAUCUCAAAUGGCUCACUUUUUGUCAUUAGUUGCCCUGCAAAUGAUGCUUACAAUCCUCCAUCUCUUGGUAUCAGGGGUGCUUUCAUCGGCAACAUUCACAAUUGUCAACAAGUGCGAGUACACUGUUUGGCCAGGCAUUUUGUCCAACGCCGGAAUCGCACAGCUCUCCACCACCGGUUUCGCGCUCCAGAGGGACGAGUCCCGCACCGUCAACUUGCCGUCGUCGUGGGGCGGCCGGUUGUGGGGCCGCACCCACUGCACCCAAGAUUCCUCCACCGGAAAGUUCUCCUGCAUCACCGGCGACUGCGGCUCCGGGAAGGUGGAAUGCGCCGGGAACAACGCCGCGCCUCCAGCCACGCUGGCGGAGUUCACGCUGGACGGCUAUGGUGGGAUGGACUUCUACGACGUGAGCCUGGUGGACGGCUACAACCUGCCGAUGCUGGUGGUGCCGCAGGGCGGCACCGGGGCCAACUGCACGAGCACGGGGUGUGUGGUGGACCUGAACGGUUCGUGCCCGUCGGAGCUGAGGGUGUCGAGCGCCGGAGAGAGCGUGGCGUGCAAGAGCGCGUGUAUGGCGUUCGGGCAGGCGCAGUACUGUUGCAGCGGCGCCUAUGGCUCACCCGACACGUGCAAGCCAUCUUCGUACGCGCAGCUGUUCAAGAAAGCGUGCCCACGCGCCUACAGCUACGCCUAUGACGACAAGAGCAGCACCUUCACUUGCGCUGGCGCCGCAGACUACCUCAUCACCUUCUGUCCUUCCCCGAGAGCCAGCCAAAAAUCGUCGGAGGGGGGAAAUCCUGCAUCGUCAUCGUCGCCGAACUCGCCGACGAUGGAUAGCUCGAUGGUGUACGAAGGGGCAUGGGCCACGAAUCGCGCAUCGUCACCGUUUACCUUCAAGGACGGGUUUGGAUCUCUUCUAACCAUAGCCGGUACAGUCGGCGUCGCAAUCGCGAUAUGGCCGGCUCGUCGGCUGGUAUAGGCAGGCGGGCCAUCAGCAGAAUUAAUAGUACCUUCCAAAUGCGCGGCGCCCGCCCCCAUGAACUCUUGUCGGCAUUUCAAUCCGCCGUUAUUAUCCUGGUAUGGGCCUCGUGACUGGGCUAAGGAGCCACCGUCCUUAGGGGCUGAGUCACAUUGAAAAGCCUCGUGACUGGGCUAAGGUGGUGACCAUUUGGAGGACCAUACACGAAAGGAAAAGCUUCAAGGGAUGGGUGGGGUGGCAGAGAGAGGGAUUUUUAUUUUUAAAGAAGGAAAUUUUAUUAUUUCUAUUUAUAGAAAAAGGCAGGCAGGCAGGUAUGCGGAUGAGAAUUCAUUUUGUUGGAUUGGGUUUGGGGAUCAAUUUUUAUGGAUUUGUGUAUAUGUGCCUUUUGGUAGCCUAAAUUUAUUUUUCUUCUUUGGCACUAUCUCGCUGUCGUCCGACAGACGAUGGUUUCAAUCAUGGAGGAGGAAUAGGGAAUAUUUUUUAAUUUUCUCAAUUAUUGAAGCAUUACCUCAUUCUGAUAA